Messenger RNA from Oryzias melastigma (Indian medaka), 4564 nucleotides. Its product is annotated as transcriptional coactivator YAP1. Gene Ontology annotation, cellular component: nucleus; cytoplasm. Gene Ontology annotation, molecular function: transcription corepressor activity; transcription coactivator activity; protein binding. Lineage: Eukaryota; Metazoa; Chordata; Actinopteri; Beloniformes; Adrianichthyidae. The record is from RefSeq and is a predicted model, not a curated record. Gene Ontology annotation, biological process: hippo signaling; positive regulation of transcription by RNA polymerase II. The transcript is spliced from 9 exons. Bases 1426 to 2562 code for a protein of 378 amino acids.
UGGUGGGAGAGAUGUGAGGAGUCUGUGACUGCAAGAGCUUGCAAAAAUAACCCAUAUUUCAUUUUUAAAAAGUGUUCUUUAAUCUGCUAAAGGUAAAAUAUUACCAUGUAAAGUGGUGCUCUGAAAGGCUUAGAAAAGCAUGAUAUUGGCCCUUCAAAAUGAAUUGUUACAACCCUAACAACAACAGCAGAAAAAGUUGUAAAGUCCGUCCUUAUUUUGCCCUUUGGCUAAAAUAAAACUUACUAAAUAGGCAAAGUCGCUUUUGGUAUUGGUAAAACAAUAAUAAACAUAUAAAAUACAAGGAUUUGGAGGCCAAAACAAAAAUCCUGUUUAUAUCCACCCCUCAGGUUAGGGUUAAAGAAUAAUAGAUGCACCUUAAAAAAAAAACAAAUCGUGGUCAGAUGCACAAUGGAAGAUUAAAAAUUGGUUACAAAUUAAUGAAAUCAAAACUCACAUUUAUUCAUUUCAAUUCUUGCCCAGUUUGGGUUUUCAUAUGAAGUAAUGCAUAAGUGUGCCAAUAUGUGAGUGACCCUUAAAUCCUCCUCUAGGGCUCCAAAGCCCUAUAUUAUCACCGGCCCAGCCAGCCUUUGUGCUCAUUGAAAUCCUUCCACUUUUUAAGCAAAAAGUGUGUUCUCCUGAGACCAUUUAGGCUCAGAUGAUACAGCUCUUUUAUUUUGAAAAGGUAGUGCACUUUUCCUUUUUUUCAUGAGAAAGAACCCUGGAAAGAACACUUUCUGCUUUCCGUGAGCGUCAGUGCUGCGUGUCUUCCACCAGAGGGCAGCAUAGUGCGGAUUCGCGCGGAACAAACAGGCUCCGGCUGGCCUCGGCCUCUUCAGGGGCGGAUGUUUUCUCAGCACAACUUCCCAAUUUCCCCUUCCCCAACCCCACCACCAAAUAAAAUAAAAUAAAAUAAAAUAAAGGUUUAAAAAGUACUCACUGACAACACGUCUUAUUUCUUCUGUUCAAACUAAUUUAAAGAGUAAAAUAAUUUUAAAGUGGAAGAAAAUAUGAUUAAUAUUACAUUAAUUUAGCAUUAUUAAUCUGGCACUGACCACUAUGAAAUUAGACAGAUUCCACUUUUUAUUUAUUUUUGCACUGAUGGUUAACAAAUCUGAAGUAUUUGUCGUGCAGCUGCGGCAGCUUUAAACCCUCAACCCCGCCCCUGCGCGCUAUCACAUGAAUCUGGACCGUGCGCUGGAUGGGAGAAAAGUUUGGAGACCUCGGAGAAAACUUUUAUCUUGCUACUUUCUUUUCUUCUUUCUUUUUCUCCUCUCACUAAGCCUGUGUUUUCGCUGAAGUCUGGGGAGCGCACGAGCCCGCCUGGUUCCUGCAGGACUCCGGAGAGGAAACGCUCUGGCUGCUUGAAGGGGAGGGGUUUUCGUUUGUUUUCGGUAGGUUUGCUUCGACUCCAGACUUUUUGGCGACAUGGACGCGCACCGGAGCGGGCGGCAGGUCGUGCACGUCCGCGGGGACUCGCAGAAGGAGCUGGAGGCCCUGUUCAGCAGGGUGAUGAACCCCAGCGAGGCGUCCAGGCAGCCGUCGUCGGUUCCGAUGAGGAUGAGGAAGCUGCCCGACUCCUUCUUCAAGCCCCCGGAGCCCCGAGGACACUCCAGACAAGCCAGUUCGGAUGGAGGCGUGUGCGGUUCCCUCACUCCCCAUCACAGCCGCACGGUUUCCGCCCCCGCUGCGCUCCCCGUCAACUCCCUCGCCACCCAAGCAGCAGAUGUCGCAGCGACAUCGAUCAUACCUGACGACGUGCCACUCCCCCACGGUUGGGAAAUGGCCAAAACUCCCACUGGCCAACGAUACUUCCUCAAUCACCUGGAUAAGACAACCACGUGGCUCGACCCUCGCCUCUCGCAGCUACAGUCGGCUCAGCAGCAUCCCAUCUCCACCGCCCCGGUCCAUUCCCACUCCUUCAGCAACCCCGCGCCCACCACACCGGCACAAAGCAUCAACCCCGAGCCAGGUCCACUGCCUGAAGGCUGGGAGCAGGCUGUGACUCCAGAGGGAGAGAUGUACUACAUCGAUCACAUAAAUAAGACCACCACAUGGGUCGACCCGCGUCUAGCCCAGAAAAUGAGUCCCGGCGUCCUCAGCUUGGCCAUGCAACGGCAGGAAAAGCUCAGAUGCAAGCAAGGCGCCCCUCCACAAGUCACACAGCAGGAGGCAGCAGGAAGGAACCAGAUGUCUGCUGGUAUGGACCACGACAGGAGCGGUCAGGUACUCGUCCCAUCGGUGGAUGCCAGAAUCCGAGCCCCAAACCACGAAACCGCACUAAACGGAGCUCACUCUCGCAAUGAGAGCACGGACAGCGGUCUGAGCGUCAGCAGCCUGCCGCGCACGAACGACCACAUGCUGAGCCCCGUGGAUCACAUGGAUAUUGGUGACUCCAGCGACCCCCCCUCGAUGGCGCUGCAGGAGCCGAUGCUUCCAAUGAGUGAAGGCGAGGAGCUGAUGCCCUGCAUCCCUGAAGGUCUGAGCUCAGACCUGCUGAUGGAUAUGGAGACUGUUCUCUCCGGCUCACACAUGGACAGGGACAAUCUGCUCACCUGGCUAUAGGCACAGCCACCUGGCCCAGCUUGAUUUGCCAUCACGUCUCCACAACAUGACUGCGAGUUCUGAAGAAUUUUUGGAUAUGAAAUUGGUACCAAACAUAAUUUAGUUGCGUGAUGGAUCCUAACCCUACUUACAGGAAUGAGUGAAGCGACUGUCUCAGGCGGUGGUAAGCAGCUCGUCUUCUUGUCUGUUUUCACAGUGAUGCCAGUCCCAUCAACAUCUUUCUCUUUCUUUUUUUCAAGUCUUUAAGCUUAAUUAAUGCUUUCCCUUUGGCUGAGCACAUCCUUUUGAAAACUUUUUCCACCAGUUGGGAAUUGUUUUGUAACAAACGGUCACUGAUUUUAGGAAAAUUCUUACAAAAAUUCUUAGAUGGCAAUGAUGCAUCUUUUUGUUUUUUAAAGCUAAAUAUUUGCCUACAGGAUCAAAUGGUGAAAUGCUGCUCCAUCUGCACACAGGAGCUUUCAUUUUUUAGAAAUUGACUAGAUCCAGCCAGUAAGCUCAGAAACUAUUAAUACUACAAAGACUGGCAAGAAGGGGUGAAAGGGCGCCCCCUGGUGGUAAGCUUGAAGAGCAUUUAACCCUAAUGGAGUUGAUAUUUUGCUCCCAAACUGUCAGUCAUGAAAGCUCGCAAAUGUUUUAAGCUAAGAAAGUAUUCUUAAAGCAGAAAAUGUCAGCCUGAGCCGACAGAUCAAGUUUUUUUUUCUUUUACCAACAAACACCUUCAAAAGUGCCGGAGAACCGCCUCACACAAUGACUUCUGAGUCCUCAGUCAUCUUUGCUUCACACAAAGGAACGCUUCAACACACAAAGGAUGUCUCAUGAUCGAUGUCAUGCAGUCCGACUCAAACCGGAUUUCCCCCCGGAAACUGCCAGAAAAACUUCUUUGGUCUUGUUUUUUGCAGUUUUUUUUUUUGUUUGUUUUUUUAAACUGACCCAUCGCCGUUCAGAAAAGAUGCAAAAGUCUGUCUGUCUUUGGAAAUUACUAAUAUAUUGACCCUGUUGAUGCAGUUUGACAUUUUGCCCCUGCCUUCCUACAAGAUCACUGCUUAUCACUUCAAAAGUCAAUUAUGUUUCCAUUUUUUAUUUUUGUUUAUUGGCUUCUUUUAUUCAUAUUUAACACAUUUUGUCAUUUAAAAUCUUGAGUUUCAUUUCAUUAAAAAAUUUUGGUUGAAGUCAUAUAAAACACAUAUAUAUAUAUAUAUAUUUGUAUAUAUAUCUUAUUUAUGUCACUUAUUUACCCCUCAAAACUCAUUGACAUGUUACAAUUGGCUUCAUAAAAUGUGCAUUAGCUCUUUUGCAGCAUAAGACCGUGAAUUUGGCAAGAAAUCAGAUUAGACCCAAUUUUUCGUGGACUUUUAAGUACAUUACAUACAGGAACAAUUCAAAGAAUUGAUGAAUAAUCCAGAAUAGGAUUAAUUAUACAGUAAUAUGGUGGUGUCACUCUACUCAACAUAAUUCUCUGUGACUAAAAGUGAAGAAAAUUGACUUUUUUGCAUUUUAACUUCAUAAAAACAACACAAUUUGGGGCAUGGGUUUACGUCAGUUCCAAACAUUAUCAUCAACAAGUAUCCAUCUUUUAUACUACCUCCUAUACGACAAAUAUAUCAUCGUGUUUUAUCCGUUUGGUUGUUUCUACAUUGUUUGUACUCUCUAAAUUUUUAAAAAUAAUGUAUUACUCGUAAGUUUUUCCAGAUCACCCCAAGUUUAAAAAAAAAAUCAUCUUGCUGAGGUACUGCAGAAAUAAAAGCCUUUAAUGACACCUUCCCCAAAAUCCUCUUACAGUCAGUGUGCCGCUCGUGAAGAAACACACUACUUAGAUUAUUAUUUAUCGUAGCAUGCAUGUCAUUUGCUAUAUAAGUUACAUAUGAUGUUUAUUGACGUAUUUACAGACUUUUGUGACAGUCAGGCUUGAUUUUUUUUAUCUGUUUAUGCAUGUUUUAUAUAAAAUCCUUUGUAAUCAUUUUCAAGAGUUCCUGUUUAAUAAACUUUUAAAUAUAAGACUUUA